UGCUGGUUUAUUUUUUUCAGUGUGUCGUGUGUGUGUGUUUGUUGUUAAACCUCUCAGACACCGCGGUUUUACUCUCUAUCAUGGUUUAUAGCUGCUGUCCGAACUGACUGCUGUCUGCUCUGGUAUGGAGUCCCCAGCCGUGGAUGAUGAUAUCUGUAUCCUGAAGCACGAGACGGCGUACGGGCCGACCGAGAGCCCGGUGUCCGUGUGUGCCGGCGAUGAGUCCGUGGCGUCUCACUUCGCGCUGGUCACGGCGUACGAGGACAUCAAGAAGAGGCUGCGAGACACGGAGAAGGAGAACGGGCUGCUGCGGAGGAGAGUCAAACAGCUGGAAGACAAGCAUUUCCGUCCGGAAGCGCCUCCGUCUGAAGGGCCGCAGUACAUGAACAAAGCCUUCAGCGCGUACCGCGGUAUCUACUUCGAGAAGGAGGACCUGCAGAUGGAGCUGAAUAAAGUGAAAAAGGAGAAAGUGGAUUUAGAGCGUGUUCUGACGGAGCAGCUGCAGGCCAGAGAGCUGGAGCUUCUGCAGCUGAAGUCAGAGAUGGACACGAGACAAGUCAUGAGGAGUCUGACGGAUACAGCGGAUUACUGGCAGGUGGACACAAAGAUCCAGUCGCUGCAGGAGCAGCUGGAGCGCUUACAGAUAGAGAAUAAUGCUCUGCACAAGCUCUGCCGGGCCGGACAGGAUUCCUCUGAAAACUGUGUAGUUCGUGAUGAUCAGUCUCAUGAAGAAAUGACAGACUUCAGGACGAUUGCCAUCGUACAGUCGUAUCAGGACGUCCUCAGUGAAGUGUCACGUUUGCACUCGGCCGUUCGGUCGCAGUCAGACCUGGUGAGGAAGCUGAGAGAGAGGCCAGUGCACAUGCUCAGAAGAGCUGCUUCAACUGUUCCAGUGCAGUGUCUGGACGACGUGGAGAGGACCCGCGAGCCGACGGCCCGUCCUCCCAGCGCGCCUCCGCUGCCCUCGGCCUCACAGGACCCGCAGGAGAACUGCUUGAAGGAUCCGCUGUGGAUCCCGCGUCCGGCUCCUCUGGGCAGCCCCGGCGUGCGGAUCAAUCCCCCUCUGCGGAUGGGCUCGCUGGACGACAGCUCGUGGUCCUUCCCCAGCACUCCGAGACCGAACGACGCGCUCUUCUGGGACCACUCCAAGUCCAAAAGCCCGGCCGCCGAUUGGACCCAACCAUACUGAGUCACAGUCCCGCCACAUGACACCUGACCUGCCUUAACACGCCCCUCUCUGGAUGAUCCCGGAUGAUCAAAUACCUCGAGCUGUGACGUCUGAGGAGCGGAAAACCAAAAGACCUGGAGCUGGACGUGCGUGUGUUUGUCCUCAACAUAUACUUGUGAUUUCACUAUAGUAGAUCCUGUACGCUUCUGUUCCUCUCCUGUGAACGGUGGUUGUAGAGCAGUGAUGGCACACACUCCAUUAUAUUAUACUUCAGUGGAUCAUGUCUUGUAUUAUGAAUGUAUACAGGGAAAGUUUUAGUAGUUCAAGCACUCACACUGGAGGACGAGAGGUUUGUUUCUUUAGGAACACGUCUGUCAUGUGUUUAUGCCCAUACGAUACUGCUGUUCAAAUCCGUUCUUUCAAAGAAAUCAAAGAAAAUGUUUUAGUGUUUAGAUUUAGUCAAUAAAUGAGGGGAACAGGUACAUGUGUAAGCUAUUUUCCUUUAAACAGGAUCCCACGAUCAACCUGGAGAUAUCACAAAAAAUUUAGGAUUGUGAUAUAUAUUUAUAAUCUAACAAUUUCCCUGAUAUAUAUAUAUAUAUAUAUAUAUAUAUAUAUAGUAUAUUAUAUAUUUGUAUAUAUAUAUAUAUAUGUGUGUGUGUGUGUGUGUGUGUGUAUGUACACAUAUAUACACAUACAUACAUAGCUAUAAUAUAUACAUAUACAUAUAUAUGUAUAUAUACACACACAUGCACACAUAUAUAUUCACUAAUAUAUAUUCUAUAUAUUACUUUAUAUAUAUAUAUAUAUAUAUAUAGCAUAUUAUAUAUUUGUGUGUGUGUGUGUGUGUGUGUGUGUUUGUAUGUGUACAUAUAUAUAUAUAUAUAUAUAACACAAAUAUACGCAUAUAUAUGUAUGUGUAUGUGUAUAUGUAUAUAUAUAUAAUAUAUAUAUGUGUGUGUGUGUGUGUGUGUAUAUAUAUGAAUGUAUGUAUAUGUGUGUGUGUGUUUGUAUGUAUGUGUACAUAUAUAUAUAUAUAUAUAUAUAUAUAAACACAAAUAUACACAUAUAUAUGUAUGUGUAUGUGUGUAUAUAUAUAUAUAUAUAUAUAUAUAUAUAGUGUGUGUGUGUGUAUAUGCAUGUGUGUAUAUGUAAAAUAUAUAUACACACAUACAUAUUUUUUUUUUCACUAAUAUAUAUUCUAUACAUUUAUAUAUUAUAAAUAUAUAAAAUAAUUAAAUAUAUAAAUUAUUUAUAUAAUUUUUAAAUAUUUAAACUUAUUUAUAGGGUUAGGGUUAUUAUAUAUAUAUAUUACAGUAUAUAUAUGUGUGUGUGUGUAUAUAUAUAUAUAUAUAUAUAUAUGUAAUAGUGUGUAAUCUAUUCAUAUAUAUCUAUGGAUAUAUAUAUGCUCUUGUGAUUCUUUUGGACACUGAUGUGGGAAUCCUGUUUAAAGUCGGCGUGAAACAAGCCAUUUUAUUUCUGUGAUCUGAUGCGUUUCUGAGUGAAACUGAGGAUUCAUUGUGAAAACUUUUUAUCAUCUGAUCUUUGAAAUCUGAUUUUAUCCAUCCGGAAUUGAUCAGAUGUGAAUUGUGAGAAGAGUUUCUUCUAAAUCUUAUGUGUUGAUGAAGGAUCACAAAAACAACGGCGUAGAAUAACAAACACCGAUGAAUCAGCUUUGAGUUCAUGUUUUAUCAAAUGCUUGUAAAGAAUAUAUGGCCAAAAUUAUAAUGCUAAAUUGAGACAAACUGUUUUAAUAAUGUACAGCGGCUCAAUAAUGACAGACGAGAUCACAGUAAUGACUGCGUUUUGUCCUGUUUAAAGAAACACGUGAAGCACAAAGACGGUAAAGAAUCUAUUGUGUGUGUAUAAAAACUACAGUACAGGCUCGACUGAUGAAAGGAACUGGUUGUCUUGUGUUCAAAAGCUUGUAAUGCAUUUGCUAAUUUGAUUAAUCUACAGAAAACCGUCACAGUCUUCAUCUGCUGACGAGGGUUUGUGUUUCUGUGCCCUGGAAGGUUUUGAGUUUUGAUUUGACAUUGAACAUGUUCCGCUUGACAGAUAUGUGAACCAAAAUGCAAUGUACAGUAGAGUAUUUUUUAGGAUUAUAAAUCCUGAAAAGUUUGUAAAUAUUCAAUAAAUGAAUUCAUGUGAA
Messenger RNA from Ctenopharyngodon idella (grass carp), 3320 nucleotides. RefSeq names its product 5-azacytidine-induced protein 2-like. Gene Ontology annotation, cellular component: cytoplasm. The transcript is spliced from 8 exons. The record is from RefSeq and is a predicted model, not a curated record. Gene Ontology annotation, biological process: canonical NF-kappaB signal transduction. The coding region runs from base 125 to 1189 and encodes 354 amino acids. NCBI's taxonomy places the organism in Eukaryota, Metazoa, Chordata, Actinopteri, Cypriniformes, Xenocyprididae.